Molecule: messenger RNA, 795 nt
Organism: Sporisorium graminicola
Lineage: Eukaryota; Fungi; Basidiomycota; Ustilaginomycetes; Ustilaginales; Ustilaginaceae
Exons: 1
Coding region: 1-795 (264 amino acids)
Source: RefSeq, a predicted model, not a curated record
AUGGUGGUGCCGGCAUCCUCUUGGAAGGAGUCAGAGGAGAACCUGCUCUCGUGCACGGCUCAGAUCAUGAACCAAGCCGUCGGUAUCCUGCGCUCACGAUCCAUCACCGACACUUCCUACACCUUCGAAAGCAAAGUCAUCGCUGGCUCGACUCCAGGCAAGCACUUUCGACAUGUGCUCGAUCAUCUUCGCAUCCUCACCGACGCAAUAGCAGACUGGCAGGCUCGCAUCAAGACCGACGCCAAAGCAGUGAUGCGAGUCGAUUACGACUCUCGCAUCGCCUCGAAACUGCCCCACAUCGAGACGUCUGUCACGGCUUCGUUGCGCGAGUUUGAGCGCACUGCGGAUCGACUGUAUCGUGUCUUUGACGAUUCCCACGGCCGCCUGUAUAGCCAGCCGCUGCGGCUGUGCGCAACGACGCCAUUCGUGGUAGAGAUGGACAGCACUGUCGGUAGAGAGCUGUGGUUCUGCGGCCUGCAUGCCAUCCACCACUAUGCGCUCGCCCGGGUCAUCCUGGUCAAGGAGCUCGAGCUGGAGGGCGUUGAUGAUCAGUUUGGCGUUGCACCCAGUACUCUGGUGCAUCGAGAGUGGCGCAAAGAGUCGAAUCGCGCCGAUACAGCACACAACGUGCUUUCACAAGGACGCAACGACGAGCUGCCGACCAGCGGUCACGCCGCUGCUUCUUCUUCACAACAGUCUAGUCCAUCGAGCGGGUCCUCACGUGUACAGUCUGCUGCGCUACCAUCACGACCGACACACUCCCGUCGCCAGCAUCAGUUCAAGUCGAAGUUAUGA